CCCGAGUCCCGCCAGAAAGUUUGUCAAGCUAGAAUCUAGAAAUUAGGUUAUGAAUGUUGGUUGAUUGCUAGAGUAAAUCUAUUAUUUCUUUUUGAAAACCUCGGUAUAUAUGUUAUUUAAGUAACGGGAAAGACCCUUUCUCAACCAUUACUAAUGCAAUUAAAGGAAACCAAAGAGAUGGGGUCUAGAAUGAAGAGCAACGGUGUGGGUCGCCGGAAGGACGGAGACGUGUCGUUGAACAUGGAGUGUGGAGACGAGGACUUGUCGGAAGCUCAGCUAUCCGCCUACAACAAGGCGAUGAUACAGUACAGAGAGACAACCAAUAGCAUUGAUAACCUGCUGCGCGCUGGUGUCAUCGACAUCACAGAGCGAGGACAGGACUACAUCUCCAUUGAGUUUAAGGAAGGUCUGAAUGGUGUGAACGGCACCAAAGUGAAGCCCCCGGUGAUGCCGACCAGUGGACCCAGACCAGCCGGCACCCCAUUGCUGCUGUCGGUUUCAGUUUGA
Molecule: messenger RNA, 507 nt
Organism: Macrosteles quadrilineatus (aster leafhopper)
Lineage: Eukaryota; Metazoa; Arthropoda; Insecta; Hemiptera; Cicadellidae
Exons: 4
Coding region: 154-507 (117 amino acids)
Source: RefSeq, a predicted model, not a curated record